Molecule: messenger RNA, 1653 nt
Organism: Ilyonectria robusta
Lineage: Eukaryota; Fungi; Ascomycota; Sordariomycetes; Hypocreales; Nectriaceae
Exons: 3
Coding region: 1-1653 (550 amino acids)
Molecular function (GO): protein binding
Source: RefSeq, a predicted model, not a curated record
AUGGCUGGACCGACGUCCCCCGCCGCCGAGGGUCCCACGUUUGCCCCGCCUCCACUGCCCGCCGGCUGGAUUGCGCAGUGGGAUGGCUCCAGCAAGAAGUAUUACUUCGUCCAGUUGUCCACCGGCGUCUCUCAGUGGGACACGCCUACCGAGCCUGCCUUCACGGGCAGCACCCCGGCCCAGAACGUCGAACAUCCCUACGGCACCCCGCCCCAGCCUGAGCUCAUCACUCAUCCCGACGGUUCUCAGACGGUCCGCCACGCCGACGGCACCAUGGAGCCCAUCUUGCCCGACGGCGCAAGGGGCGCGGGUGGUCCCACGGGCGAUCGCGGUAUUGGUACCAUGGCCAUGAACGCACUUCUCGGCGGCGGCAAGAACACCAGCCACGGCAGCAGCAGCAACAACAGCUCCAACCCACUGGGUAACCUCGGUGGCUUGGCCAGCCAAUUCCUCGGAGGUGGAAGCCACGGUAGCGGUGGUGGCAACAGCAGUGGAUCAGGCAAGAACUCCUCGGCGAGCAAGCUUGUAGGACAGUUGGCAUCGAGCUUCAUGGGAUCGGCGACGGCUACCUCGGAGAAGCCCCCUCCCCCGCAGAAUUACCACGGCGGUCAGUCCUCCAGUGGGUCGCAUCAUCAACAGGGCGGACUGGCUGGCACGGUCAUGGGCGGCGUUGCCCACAUGUUUGGCGGCAAGCCUGGCAACGGCAACCAGAACUUUGGCUACUCUAACUCGGGUCAGAGCCAGGGCCAGAGCGGAAGCUACUCGGGCGAAGCUCCCACGUACCAUCCCCCGGGCUCCUCAGGCAAGCCCACCUCGACUCCCACGAGCGGAUCGCAGUCAUACGGCUCGCCCUCUCCGAACAAGCCCCAGCAGCAGGGUCAGCAGCACCAACAGGGCCAGCAUACCUCGCCAGGCCAGCACAACCAGCCAGGCCAGUAUAACCAGCCAGGCCAGUAUAACCAACCAGGCCAGCAUACCUCGCCGAGCCAGCAUAACCAGCCGGGCCAGUAUAACCAGCCAGGCCAGCAGAGCCAGCAACACCAGGGCUCCCACCCUCAGCAACCCAUUUCGCACCAGUCUCAUGGCUCCAACCCUUCCUAUGGCUCGAAUCCAUCCUACGGUUCGAAUCAGCAGUAUGGAUCCCAAACCAAUUCAUUCCCGCCGCCCCCUACUUCCGGCGGACCACCUCAGCACGGUUCGAACCAGCAGUAUGGAUCACAAACCAACUCAUUCCCGCCGCCCCCUACUUCCGGCGGACCGCCUCAGCAACAAGCUCAACAUGGCCAGUCUCAGCACGGCCAGUCUCAGCACGGCCAAACCCAGCAGCAUGUCCAGUAUCCACCUCCUCCCCCAGGCCAGCCGCCUCAGCAGCAAUCAUAUGGCCAGUCUUACCCUCACAGCUCGCCUCCUGCUAGUAGCCAGGGAGGUCAUGACCAGUACGGCCAACACCAGCAAUCUUUUGGCGCCCCUUCUUCGGGUGGUCAUCAGCAGUUCCCACCUCCUCCAACCGGCGGAUACAAUCCCUCAUACAAUACGCCUCCCGGUGGCCAGUCGUCCCAGUACGGCUCUCAACAGCACCAUGAGGGAGCCCCUCCCCAGAUUCCACACGGAAGCUACCCUCAACAAGGCCAGCAAUAUGGUGCACCUUACUGA